Messenger RNA from Entrophospora candida, 944 nucleotides. Lineage: Eukaryota; Fungi; Glomeromycota; Glomeromycetes; Entrophosporales; Entrophosporaceae. The record is from the annotation of a GenBank genome assembly.
UUUCUGCUGCAAAAAAUGUUAGAGUGAACGUGAUAGGUGCUGGUGUGAUCGGGUUGACGUUUGGUUUGAUACUUCAAAGAAAGGGUUAUCAAGUGAAAAUAAUGGCCGAACAUUUUCCUGGUGAUCAUAAUAUCAAUUAUACAAGUCCUUGGGCCGGUGCUGACUGGAGAGCUAUUAAUUUAAAUGCUAGAGAACAAAAAUUCUUGGGAGAUUCUUUUAAAUAUUUAUGGGAUUUAGUGGAAACACCUGAUACUGGCAUAAUUCGUCUUCCACUUUACGAUUAUAUUGAAAAAUCAUAUUCGGAUGAUAAUACAUGGCUAGAAGAUUUGGUUCCAAAUUUUAAAAUUAUACCAAAAGAUGAACUUCCUCCUAACACCGGAUUUGGAACGAGUUAUACUACAGUUACAAUCGAUGUUGUUAAAUAUUUACCAUGGCUGCUCAAUCAAUUCGUCGAUGUCGGUGGUAAAUAUGAAAAGAGACAUCUUGCUAAUAUUAACGAAGCAAUGGAAGAUGAUGUAGAUGUGGUGGUGAAUUGUACAGGAAUUAUGGCUAGAUACUUUGGUGGUGUAGAAGAUUCAAACGUUUAUCCUAUAAGAGGUCAAAUUGUCACAGCUUGGGCCCCGCAUAUUAAAAAGGCCAUCCACCAUCAAGAUAAAGAUAGCGUUACAUAUAUUAUUCCUCGUGAAAAUGGUGUAGUUAUUCUUGGUGCACCUAAUCCAAGAGUUGCUGAAGAAAUCAUUAAAAGAUGCAUUAAAAUUUGUCCAGAAUUAACAUCUGGUAAAGGUGCAGAGUCGUUGGAAAUAAAAAGGCAUGCUGUUGGAUUAAGACCUGCUAGAAAAGGUAAUAUAAGGCUUGAAGUUGAAAUGAGAAAAAACCCUAAUGACAAAGACGUUAUAGUUUGUCAUAAUUAUGGACAUAGCUCAUAUGUUGGGGAACAUGUUUAG